Molecule: messenger RNA, 672 nt
Organism: Entrophospora sp. SA101
Lineage: Eukaryota; Fungi; Glomeromycota; Glomeromycetes; Entrophosporales; Entrophosporaceae
Source: the annotation of a GenBank genome assembly
AUGUCAACCAACGAAGUCCCUGGUGCCGAACAAAAAUAUAAAAUUGUUGAUGAAAUUUGUUCAGAAACAAAUUUAUAUUUAAUCCUUGGUAGAUCAAGAAUUUGUCAUCCUGAUAAAUUUCCGGGAUGUCCAAAAGCAACAGAAUCAUUUCAAAAACUUUCAUAUGCCUACGAAACAUUGAAUAAGUCAUCUUCAAGGCGUGCUUAUGAUAUAUCAGGCAUGAGUAAUUUAGGUAGCGUUAAUGGAACAGGCGACGACACAUUACACGGUGUUUUAUAUCAAGAAAAUGCGUUGAAUGAAGGCAAUCCUGAAUUAAAUUUGGGCGAAGAUACAAUCGAAACAAUUGAAACUGUGUUCAGAGCAAUGAGAGAAACAUUUUUAGCUGGUAAAAAAUAUAUUAAAACUGUACAAUUUGAACUGAUUCAUUUAUAUGAACUUCAACAACGACUUCGGUCCUUAUCAUAUUUUGAUAUUUUUGGUCGUAUAAAAAUAACCAUGCAAUUGGCACGCAUAACAUUGAAUAUACCAUUGUUGAUUGAUUCAGCAAUGAAAGCUGAAUUUAAACAAUUGGGUGGUAAAGUUGUCGUCAAUAAAGGACUUUUAGGUGAUAGUAUAGCUAAAAUCGUCGCUGGUUUAGUUACUUAUUUAGAAGCGGGCGAACAAUACAUAUAA